Messenger RNA from Plasmodium adleri (nom. inval.), 3807 nucleotides. Its product is annotated as Plasmodium exported protein (PHISTc), unknown function. The transcript is spliced from 2 exons. NCBI's taxonomy places the organism in Eukaryota, Apicomplexa, Aconoidasida, Haemosporida, Plasmodiidae. The record is from RefSeq and is a predicted model, not a curated record. The coding region runs from base 1 to 3807 and encodes 1268 amino acids.
AUGAUAUUUGUUAAGGGUAAGAUUUUAUAUUUCCUUAAAUGGCCUUCAGUUGCCAUAGAGGAAAAUUUUAGUGGUUCCUUUAAAUGUUUAUUCAAUAAAAAUAGGAAUAAAUAUAUAAGGAAUAAUUUGUCAAGAUUUAUUCUUUCGGUUUCUUUAAUUAUGUUCUUUUUUCUUUUUGUUUUAUGUGGCACACUACAAAAUACUGAAAUAUUAAGAAAUGAUUAUAAUAUACUACCAAAAUGUCAUAUUAAUAGAACGUCUAGAAAUUUAGGAAUGAAUAAUCCUGAAUCCAUUAGCUUAGGUUAUGAAAUAAAUGAAAAGGAUGAAGGAAAUAAAAAUGAUAUAAUAAAUAGUGCUACAACUAUACGAAGAGAAUUAGAUAAUAUAAAUGAAAAAAUAUUUCCUGAAAUAGAAUCAUUUAUGCAAGAUCAAAAUGCAUUCAGUAAUACUACAAAUUUACGUAAGGAUUCUUUCGGAUUUGAUAGUUUUAAAACAUUGGAAUUAUCACAACUUAAACAAUUUGAUAAAGAUAGAAUGAGUGACAUGAAAGAUGAAACUAAUGUUAAUCGAUUUGAAGGAUAUGCAGGAAACAAUAUAAGGGGUGGUCAUAAUAAUGUAGUUAGUUCGGAAUUUUUUGAUGAACCAGUAGAUGAUGGUAGUAGCACAGGUGCAAAAUUGAAAAACAUUCCUAUGAAAGAUAAUAACAUUGAACUUUUGAAGGAUGAGCCUAUAGAUGAUUAUGUAAAUAAUAAUUCCAAAGGUGAAUCAGAAGAUAAUUAUUAUGAACAACAGAAUGUCCAAGAUGAACAGUCGAAAGAUAAUUAUGUUGUAGAACAAGAUGUAUCAGAUCAAUUGACAGAUAAUUAUGAUUUAGAACAAGAUGUACAAAAUGAAGAAGAGUAUUAUGAUAGAAGUGGAUAUGUGAAGGAUGUUGAUUCAGAAAAGGAUGAUACUGAACAUCUGAAUGACGUACGUACAGAUAGCAAUACAAGUAAUAAUUUGAAAGAUGAACCUAUAGAUGACGAUACAGAUAAACGUUUAAAAGAUGAACCUGUAGAUGAUGAUAGAAAUAAACGUUUAAAAGAUGAACCUGUAUAUGACGAUACAGAUAAACGUUUAAGAGAUGAACCUGUAGAUGAUGAUGAUAAUACAGGUAAACAUCAGAAAGAUGAACCAAUUGAUAUCGAUAAAACAAAUUUUAAAAAGGGUUUACAUGAACAACAAAUUAAUCCAUGGACUACAACAUUAGCAGAUCUAAAAAAUGCUAAUAAUAGUAUGAAUAUAGAAAAAAAAAAUAAAACUAAUGAACAAGUAAAAAAUACGAGAAGCAAAUCAUCUAAUAUUAUAAAACCUUCAAAGUUUAAUAAAGAGAACCUUUUUGAUCAAAGACUUCAAAGUGUUGAAGGAAAAAAUUUUUUGGAAGGAAGAAGUCAAAAUUUAGAAGGAAGAAGAAAUUUUGAUGAUAGAAUUCAAAGUGUAGAAGGAAGAAGACAUUUUGAUGAAAGGAAUCAGAACAUUAUGGAUAGAAGAAACUUUGAUGAAAGAAAUGAGCAGGUUAAUGAAAGAAGAAAUUUUGAUGAACGAAAUGAGCAGGUUAAUGAAAGAAGAAAUUUUGAUGAACGAAAUGAACAGAUUAAUGACAGAAGAAACUUUGAUGAAAGAAAUGAACAGAUUAAUGACAGAAGAAAUUUUGAUGAAAGAAAUGAACAGGUUAAUGACAGAAGAAAUUUUGAUGAAAGAAAUGAACAGGUUAAUGACAGAAGAAACUUUGAUGAAAGAAAUGAACAGGUUAAUGAUAGAAGGAACUUUGAUGAGAGGAACCAAAAUGUAAUGGAUAGAAGAAACUUUGAUGAGAGGAAUCAAAAUGUAAUGGAUAGAAGAAACUUUGAUGAGAGGAAUCAAAAUGUAAUGGAUAGAAGAAACUUUGAUGAGAGAGACCAAAACGUUAUGGAUAGAAGAAACUUUGAUGAGAGGAAUCAAAAUGUAAUGGAUAGAAGAAACUUUGAUGAAAGAGACCAAAACGUUAUGGAUAGAAGAAACUUUGAUGAGAGGAAUCAACAGGUUAAUGACAGAAGGAACUUUGAUGAGAGGAAUCAAAAUGUAAUGGAUAGACAAAACUUUGAUGAGAGGAACCAAAAUGUCAAUGAUAGAAGAAAUUUUGAUGAGAGGAAUCAGAAUGUUAAUGAUAGAAGAAAUUUUGAUGAUAGAAAUCAACAGGUUAAUGAUAGAAGAAAUUUUGAUGACAGAAAUCAACAGGUUAAUGAUAGAAGAAAUUUUGAUGAGAGGAACCAAAACGUGAAUGAUAGAAGAAAUUUUGAUGAGAGGAACCAAAACAUGAAUGAUAGAAGAAAUUUUGAUGAAAGGAACCAAAAUGUUAAUGAUAGAAGAAAUUUUGAUGAUAGAAACCAACAGGUUAAUGACAGAAGAAACUUUGAUGACAGAAACCAACAGGUUAAUGACAGAAGAAACUUUGAUGACAGAAACCAACAGGUUAAUGACAGAAGAAACUUUGAUGACAGAAACCAACAGGUUAAUGACAGAAGAAACUUUGAUGACAGAAACCAACAUGUUAAUGACAGAAGAAAUUUUGAUGACAGAAACCAACAAUUUAAUGAGAGGAGAAAUUUUGAUGAGAGAUAUCAAAAUGUUAAUGAGAGACGACACUUUGAUCAAAGGGCUCCAAAUAUAGAUGAUCGAAAAUUUUUUGAUCCAAGAAAUCCGAAUGGUCCAGAUGUAAGGUUUCCACAUCCUCAGUGGGGUCCAGGAAUGAUGUAUGGAAGACCAUAUUAUCAUUGGGUUCCAUAUAUGGGUGAUGGAAGAGGUCCAAAUUUUUGGAGUCCUCAUCAACAUAUGGCAUAUGGAAGACCACCUCCCCCCUAUUAUUGGGUACCUCCACAAGCAUUAGAUUAUGUAAAAGGAGGUAAUCCAAUGGAACAAAGAAGAGAAGAAGAAAGGGGAUAUAUGGGAGGAAGAGGUAGUAGUAGAUACCCCGAAGAGGAAAGAUAUAAUUAUAAUAAUCAAAGAAGUAGUAAUAAUAAUAUGCCUGAAGGUAGAAAUUAUGAAGAGAAUGCAUAUGAAAGAGGAGGGCAUAAUAAAUGGGAUUUUCGAAAUAUAUAUGAUAGAUUAAGAGAUGAAGAUGAAAAUUCUUAUGAACAACCUAGUAGUACAUCUGCUAAUAGAGGAAGAGGUAAUGAAAGAUAUCCUCAAUCAAGAGAUAGAAGAGAAGAAAGGUAUAACAAUGGUAGUGAUUAUUAUAGUAGAGGAAAUGAAAGAACAUCUAAUAAUACAAAUCUUAGAAGUAGUAGUACAAGUAGUGGAAAUAGAGAAUUAAUGCCUUACAAAAAGGAGGUAUUACCAUUUGGUGUUAGUAAUUCAGAAUUAGAAGAUACUUUAACAGAAGAAGAAUUAAAUGAAAGAAUAAGAAGAUUAGAUUUAACUGUAUCUGUUAAAGAUAUGUUUAUAUUAUGGAAUCAUAUACUUGCACAUGAAAGAAAAAAAUAUACAAAAAUGCAAGAAUAUUUAAUGUAUUAUAGUCAAUAUUUAGAAAAAACAUAUCAUGUUCCAACAGCUUUUAGAAAAAAAUAUUGGUGGAGGGUACAUUAUAUGUUAACAGAAGAAAUAGUUAAGAGAGAAAGAGCUGAUAAUAUAGAUUUCCAUCAGUUCUUACGUAAAGGAUGUUGUGAAAAACGUGAAUUUAUAUAUUUUAUUAAUUCUAAAAGAAAAGGAUGGGCGGAUCUAACGGAUACAAUGAAAAGUAUAUGGAUGGAAAGAUUGACUUAUAAAAUGAGAAAAUAUAGUGGAGUAUAA